AAUACAUGGUUGCAACAACCCAUAAACUCAUUCACACAGAAAAGAAACAAAGGAACAAAUGGCCUCCGGAGUGUUUGGUAUCCCCAUUUCAAUGCAGACGGUGAUAGCCACUGGAGAGUAUAAAGAACCCGUCACCCAAAAAGAUGUUGCCGACUAUACCAUGAAGAUGAUCAACGCGGGUGGCAAGGAUAUUGACGCACAACAAUUCGUCGACAACCUGAAGAUCAAGUACGGUAAUGGAAUAUCUGUAAAAUGCCUCAUCUACAAUGCUACCGGUACCAAUCUGAGUUUCGUCACGUACAAGAAUUGGAUUGGCAGUAUCUUUGAUACACCCUACCCAUCGGAUAUUCAGAAUGGACAAUGGGGGGCAUUUCUCCACGUCAAACCAAGAGCAGCUGCGAAAGGUUCAACUGCCGCUGUUGUGUAUCGUAGCAGGAUCCCGUCCAGCAGCAGCUCCUGCGACUGGUUAUUCACUUGGUCUGUCCCAUUCAUUGGCAACAACGGGGUGUACACGGAAAUCCGUGAGCAAGGACACUUCCCUAAGCACUGGGAUUAUAUCUACAAUGUGAGGCUGGCAAAUUCAAAUCUCCACUCAACUGAUAGCAACUACGGAUAUGUUUCGAGGGCUAACAUCGGUGAAGGCACUACCAUGAACGCACGUGCAGUUUUCCAGCUUCCCUACUAGAUCUCAUUGCUAGCUGCAUGCUGCAGGGAGUGGUUAUAGUGGUCUUCAAAGCCGUUGCAAGUCCAUUUCCUUGCUGUCCUUGGGUUUCGGUUGUCCGCGAAUAAUAGAUGGAAGGAGAUGACAAAAAAAUUAUAUUGUGUACUUUCUUCUAUCAAGUUGUUACGAUAUCAAGUUGUACUUGUUUUGUACCGGCUAUUUGUUUCCUUAAUAAGUAUCAGAUAUAAGGCACUCUUCUGAGAGUCUUUUCUCAAAA
Messenger RNA from Hordeum vulgare subsp. vulgare (domesticated barley), 938 nucleotides. Its product is annotated as 23 kDa jasmonate-induced protein-like. The transcript is spliced from 3 exons. Bases 59 to 685 code for a protein of 208 amino acids. The record is from RefSeq and is a predicted model, not a curated record. NCBI's taxonomy places the organism in Eukaryota, Viridiplantae, Streptophyta, Magnoliopsida, Poales, Poaceae.